Schistocerca piceifrons (Central American locust) is the source of this 2892-nucleotide messenger RNA. RefSeq lists its product as uncharacterized. Gene Ontology annotation, molecular function: RNA polymerase II cis-regulatory region sequence-specific DNA binding; DNA-binding transcription factor activity, RNA polymerase II-specific. The transcript has 7 exons. Bases 218 to 2806 code for a protein of 862 amino acids. Gene Ontology annotation, biological process: regulation of transcription by RNA polymerase II. NCBI's taxonomy places the organism in Eukaryota, Metazoa, Arthropoda, Insecta, Orthoptera, Acrididae. Gene Ontology annotation, cellular component: RNA polymerase II transcription regulator complex. The record is from RefSeq and is a predicted model, not a curated record.
UGUUUGAAUACAGUGUGUAAGCACUAAGCACAGGCGGAAGAAAAUGAAUGCGUAGAGGAAGAAGUAUGUUUUACAUUUUACAGGGUGGAAAGUUCUUGUGGUAUGUGAAAUGCGCUUAUUACUGAGAUAUCGAAGGACGCCAAUGGAUUUUCUGAAACACCACAGUGUUAGCUAGUUUUGAUUUUGACGGUAAACUGCUUACCUUUAUAUCAUAGGCAUGGAAAACAGAAAUUUAGAUUCAGGUCAGCAGGAUAUUAUGAAAUCUCCUGCCAGGAAGAUUUUAGGUGAUAUAAAGAACGUAAAUGAGGACCCUCCAAGUCCAGUUUCACCCACAGCUAAUUUGAAAUUGUUAACUAGAGUUGCAAGUCAUUUCAGAAAAAGAGAUUUCGGUGAAGACUGUGCAGGAUUACUCGAGCAGAAAAUUGAUUCAAACGACUACGAUGAGAACGUUGAUUCGUUGAGUGAAUUCCGGAAAAAAGCAUCAACCGCAAUCAAACCGCGCAAAGAAAAGUCUUUAAGUCUUCUAUGUGACAAGUUUUUGGAACUUUUCCCGCUGGAGGUACCCCCUGAUAGUAAUCUGUUUAUAUCCUUGGACCAAGCUGCCGCUCAGCUUCAUACUGAAAGGAGACGAUUGUAUGACAUCAUCAACGUUCUAGAGAGCCUUCAGAUGGCAUCAAAGAUUGGUAAGAAUAGCUAUCAGUGGUUUGGAAAUCAGCAGCUCCUAACAACACUUGCUGAACUGAAAGGAAUGGCAGAAGAAAUGGGUUAUCAGAAGAAGGUGAAAGCAAUGCAAAAGUUGUGUUACUGCUCGCCGAGAUAUCAAGAGAAGGAACUCCCUCUUACUCCAAAUAGUCAACAGGCAGAUGGUAACCGUGAUGAGCGUUCGCUUGGUGUUUUGUGUCAGAAAUUUCUGAUGCUGUUUCUAGUGUCAGAUGAGGGUGACCUUGUGAAUUUGGAAGUGGCUGCUAGAGUUGUGUUGGCUGGAUCGGAAUCUGAAACUGCAAGUGACAUGGAGGAUGUUAUUCCAUUACAUGUGGGAAUGGGAAUGGGGAGCACGCAACUAAAAGCAAAAGCGCGACGUUUAUAUGAUAUUGCAAAUGUUUUAAGUUCCCUGAAACUUAUCCAGAAAGUGCAUUGUUCAGAUUCCGUACGGAAGCCAGCUUUCACCUACUGUGGACCUAAAGUUGAGCCCUUGAAGCAUCUAACAUCGUUAGAUAGAAAUCCACUCUACCCAACUCGACAUUCUCUUCUCCGAUCACAACGUGUGGUGCCUAGUAUAGAGGAGAGAGCUAAAAUCAUGAUAGGUGGAGGAAAACGCAAAUUGAAACGCACCUACAGUGAUUCUGUGUUGUUGCCAUUCAGUGAAUGUCAGGAAUUUCAGGAGUCGGGUGUUGAUAGCAGUGCAGAUGGUGAAUGCUUCGGUGAGGCGGUCCUUACAUUGCAUUUAGUUGACAAUAAAGCCACUCGAUUUUCAUCUGCCGAGUCUGUUCAGACAGAGGACCAGAAUAACACAAGUAGAGUAUUCACUCCUUACAUGGCUACUGGUGCAGGUGGUGUGUCUAAGUCAAUUGUGGGUGCCACACAUGUUGGUGGUGCAGUGACUUGUGAGAAAGAGGCCAUUGUGCAAUGUACUGAUCCUAUUUCCCAAGUAACAAAUCGUUGUCAAAUUGGAACUGAGCCUCAUGGAAAUAAACUGAUCAGGCAUCAUUCAGAAUCAUGUGUUGGUAAGACAUCGAUAUGUGUGAAAAGGAGAUUGGUUAAAGUAGCACCACUGAGUAUGCAUAAAAUUAGCAGUAUGGAGCACAACUCUCCUGAACAUGGUGCAAGCAUCCAUAAAUCGUUCACUACAGCACCACAAAAAUCAGAAUUAAUGGCACAACAAGCCUCUUGUGUGCAGCCUGCUACAAACUUCAAUCAUUCAGUCUUAGUGCCGUAUACAGCUCCAACAAACAGCUGUACAGAUGGAUUGUACAUUGUUGACAAUCCUUGUAUAAAAACAUCAGAUGCCGUACGCCCAUCUAAUGAUUCCUUUGUAACCAAUGAUCAAAAUAAAAUUACCUCUUCCCCUGUCAUAUCGACCAUUGUGAUGCCGACAGUAAACCAGCCCCGUAUAAUACUGACAGAAGAAAUGCUAAGGAAUGGCAGAAGAUUAAUCAAUAUACCUGGAAAGAGUGAUUCAUUUAGUAGCAAACGGCAGUUGUUGCCGAAAGGUAUUAAUAAUGAGCAAAGAGUUUUCCUGCAAUCACCACCAGUUGCUGCGAAAAAUACAGAUUAUAUUCCGUACCAGCCAAAAUGGAAAUUACCAUAUGUUAAGAAUGACUCGCACGUUGUGACAAAGGAUUUUUUCAGUGAAGUGAACAAACGUAGUUCUUUCGUUGCUCAAAACAAAUGUUCUUACAGUGUGGUAACUGGAAAUGACACAAAUGGACAUACCAGGUUACAUUUAAGUCCAAACAUUGACGUAAAAUGUGACUAUGUUCAAAAAGAGACUGGCACUGUAGUAGGCCAAUCUAGUGUAGACAAUAAGCAAUAUACAACACUAACGUAUUCAGGGGAACAAGGAAAUUAUAGUGCAAAUCAAAAACAGUUUUCACAGUAUAUGUCUGUUGUCUCAGAUGAUCACUGUUACAAUAGGCAAGGAGAUAAAAGUUCCUUACAGACUGAUGAUUGUACUUCUGGCCUAGCUGGUGAGGAGAAAAUUGUGCUCCCACAUGUGGUUCCUGGAGAGCUGUACACAGCUGUUAAAGUUGGCUCUGUUCUGCAGCUUGUGCCUGUCAGUAGUAACUCACUGGUUACUAAAAUAUAAACAUUAUGGAAUGUUCUACAUUAUUUGUAUGUGCAAUACAUUUUUAAAUUUAUGAAAAAUCUAUUGACUUAAAAUUUAUACUGAGA